UAGUUCUCGGCUACUACCUGACUUUAUGUUCCUUUCAGUAUCUGAUGGGUGCUGCCACCAGUUCUACAUCUAUUUAUCCUUUGGAAUAUUUGCUGUGAAGACAAACGGUACCAAGUCAAGAAAAGGAAGAAAAGAAGAAGAAGGAAAAACAAAACCUAAGACAACGAAACACCCGAUCCUACAAAGCUGUAGGAUCUACUCAAAUUGGGGAAGAUAGAAUGUGAAGUUGCUUCUUGGGCUUGUUCACCAGGACGGCUCUCAGAACUCUUCUCUAUAGCACUUACUUACCUGCACACAGACAUUAAACAGAAAGCUAUUUCUGAGCAUCUGCUGGGAGCUACUGUGAAACCAUGCCGCCUUUUAUCCACCCUAAAAGAUGUGUCAGAGAAUCCAUGCUACAUUUACUUUUCUGCUAAGAGCAGACAUAGAAUCUGCUCUAUUAAGCUGUAAAACACACGGAAUAUUCUAGACCUAAUGAACUGAACACAGAAGCUUUGAGGAAAGAUGAAGAAAACCCUGCAGGAUGAGAUUGAAGCCAUUCUCCGGAAGAGGAUCAUGGUGCUAGAUGGUGGGAUGGGGACCAUGAUCCAGCGGUACAAAUUAAGUGAAGAACAUUUCCAAGGUCAAGAGUUUAAAGAUCACACCAAGCCACUGAAAGGCAACAAUGACAUCUUAAGUAUAACUCAGCCUGAUGUUAUUUACCAGAUUCAUAAGGAAUACUUGCUGGCUGGAGCAGAUAUCAUCGAAACAAACACUUUCAGCAGUACUAGUAUCGCCCAGGCUGACUAUGGCCUUGAACACUUGGCCUACCGGAUGAACAAGUGCUCUGCAGAUGUGGCCAGAAAAGCCGCUGAGGAGAUAACUCUGCAGACAGGAGUCAAGAGGUUUGUGGCUGGAGCUCUGGGUCCAACUAAUAAGACACUUUCUGUCUCCCCAUCUGUGGAAAGGCCAGAUUAUAGGAACAUCACAUUUGAUGAGCUUGUGGACGCAUACCAGGAGCAGGCCAAGGGACUGCUGGAUGGCAGGGUCGACAUCUUACUCAUUGAAACAAUUUUUGAUACAGCUAAUGCCAAAGCAGCCUUGUUUGCGCUCCAGAACCUCUUUGAAGAGAAUUACGCUCCUCCUCGGCCUAUCUUUAUUUCUGGGACCAUUGUUGAUAAAAGUGGACGGACUCUUUCUGGCCAGACAGGAGAGGCUUUUGUCACCAGCGUGUCUCAUUCAGACCCCUUGUGCAUUGGAUUAAAUUGUUCUCUGGGUGCAGCUGAAAUGAGGCCUUUCAUUGAAACAAUUGGAAAAUGUACAACAGCGUAUGUCCUCUGUUACCCAAAUGCAGGUCUUCCCAACACUUUUGGCGACUAUGAUGAAACACCUUCCAUGAUGGCCACGCACCUGAAGGACUUUGCUGUGGAUGGCUUGGUGAAUAUAGUUGGUGGAUGCUGUGGUUCAACACCUGAUCACAUCAGGGAAAUUGCGGAAGCUGUGAAAAAGUGUAAGCCAAGAGUCCCCCCUGCUAGUGUUUUUGAAGGACAUAUGUUACUAUCUGGUCUAGAGCCCUUCAGGAUUGGACCAUACACCAACUUUGUUAACAUUGGAGAGCGCUGUAAUGUGGCAGGAUCCAGGAAAUUUGCUAAACUCAUCAUGGCAGGAAACUAUGAAGAAGCCCUGAGCAUUGCCAAAGUACAGGUGGAAAUGGGAGCUCAGGUGCUCGAUAUCAACAUGGAUGAUGGCAUGCUGGAUGGUCCCAGUGCAAUGACCAGAUUUUGCAACUCCAUUGCUUCUGAGCCUGACAUUGCCAAGGUGCCCCUGUGCAUUGACUCUUCCAACUUCGCUGUGAUUGAAGCUGGGUUGAAGUGCUGCCAAGGGAAGUGCAUAGUCAACAGCAUCAGUCUCAAGGAGGGGGAGCGGGACUUCCUGGAGAAGGCCCGGAAGAUUAAGAAGUUUGGAGCUGCUGUGGUGGUUAUGGCUUUUGAUGAGGAAGGACAAGCAACAGAAACAGAUGUUAAAGUCAAUGUGUGCACCAGAGCUUACCAUCUGCUUGUGGACAAAGUGGGCUUCAAUCCUAAUGACAUCAUCUUUGACCCCAACAUCCUUACCAUUGGUACUGGAAUGGAAGAGCAUAACUUGUAUGCUAUCAAUUUUAUCCAUGCAACAAGAGUCAUUAAGGAAACAUUACCAGGAGUCAGAAUAAGUGGAGGUCUUUCCAACUUAUCUUUCUCCUUCCGAGGGAUGGAAGCCAUUCGAGAAGCAAUGCAUGGUGUUUUCCUUUAUCAUGCGAUCAAGUUUGGUAUGGACAUGGGGAUAGUCAAUGCCGGCAAUCUCCCUGUGUAUGAUGCUAUCCAUAAGGACCUCCUUCAGCUCUGUGAAGACCUCAUCUGGAACAAAGACUCUGAGGCGACUGAGAAACUCUUGCGAUAUGCCCAGACUCAUGGCAAAGGAGGGAAGAAAGUCAUCCAGACAGAUGAGUGGAGGAAUGGCUCCAUUGAAGAGCGUCUGGAGUAUGCUCUUGUGAAGGGCAUUGAGAAGCACAUUGUUGAAGAUACUGAAGAAGCCAGGUUAAACGGGGAAAAAUAUCCUCGGCCUCUGAAUAUAAUUGAAGGGCCCCUCAUGAAUGGCAUGAAAGUGGUUGGUGAUCUUUUUGGAGCUGGAAAAAUGUUUCUACCUCAGGUUAUAAAGUCAGCCCGUGUCAUGAAGAAGGCUGUUGGCCACCUUAUCCCAUUCAUGGAAAAGGAAAGAGAAGAAGCCAGAUUGAUUCAUGGUUCGGUUGAAGAAGAGGACCCUUACCAAGGCACCAUUGUGCUGGCCACUGUUAAAGGGGACGUGCAUGACAUCGGCAAGAACAUAGUUGGGGUGGUGCUGGCCUGUAACAAUUUCAGAGUUAUUGAUUUAGGAGUCAUGACUCCCUGUGAUAAGAUACUUCAAGCUGCUCUGGACCACAAAGCAGAUAUAAUUGGCUUGUCAGGACUCAUCACUCCAUCCUUGGAUGAGAUGAUUUUUGUUGCCAAGGAAAUGGAGAGGUUGGCUAUAAAGAUUCCGUUGUUGAUAGGGGGAGCAACCACUUCAAGAACCCACACAGCAGUUAAAAUUGCACCACGGUACAGCGCGCCUGUGAUCCACGUCCUAGAUGCAUCCAAGAGUGUGGUGGUGUGUUCUCAGCUGUUAGAUGAAAAUCUGAAAGAUGACUACUUUGAAGAAAUACUGGAAGAGUAUGAAGAUAUUAGACAGGACCACUAUGAGUCUCUCAAAGAGAGAAAAUACUUACCCCUAAGUCAAGCCAGAAAACAUGGUCUCCACAUUGAUUGGCUGUCUGAACCUCAUCCAGUGAAGCCCACGUUUAUUGGGACCCAGGUCUUUGAGGACUACAACCUGCAAAAGCUGGUGGACUACAUUGACUGGAAGCCUUUCUUUGACGUCUGGCAGCUCCGGGGCAAGUACCCGAAUCGAGGAUUUCCCAAGAUAUUUAAUGACAAAACAGUAGGUGAAGAAGCCAGAAAGGUAUACAAUGAUGCUCAGAAUAUGCUGAACAUACUGAUUAGUCAAAAGAAACUGCAGGCCAGGGGUGUGGUUGGAUUCUGGCCAGCACAGAGCGUCCAGGAUGACAUCCACCUGUAUGCAGAGGGGGUGGUGCCCCAGGCCGCUGAGCCCAUAGCCACCUUCUAUGGACUGAGGCAGCAGGCUGAGAAGGACUCUUCUAGUACAGACCCCUACCACUGCCUCUCAGACUUCAUUGCACCUCUGCAUUCUGGUGUCUGUGACUACUUGGGUCUGUUUGCUGUUGCCUGCUUUGGGGUGGAAGAGCUGAGUAAGGCCUAUGAGGAUGAUGGAGAUGACUACAGCAGCAUCAUGGUGAAGGCGCUGGGCGACAGGCUGGCAGAGGCCUUUGCAGAGGAGCUCCAUGAGAGAGUUCGCCGAGAACUGUGGGCCUACUCUGGGAGUGAGCAGUUGGGCGUCCCAGACUUGCACAGACUCCGAUAUGAGGGCAUCCGGCCAGCUCCUGGUUACCCCAGCCAGCCUGACCAUACUGAGAAGCUUACCAUGUGGAGACUGGCCAGCAUUGAGCAGGCCACAGGCAUCAGGCUGACAGAAUCCUUGGCAAUGGCACCCGCUUCAGCAGUGUCAGGGCUGUACUUCUCCAAUGUAAAGGCCAAAUAUUUUGCUGUGGGGAAAAUUUCCAAAGAUCAGACGGAGGAUUAUGCCUUGAGGAAGAACAUGCCAGUGGCCGAGGUGGAGAAAUGGCUUGGUCCCAUUCUGGGCUAUGACACAGACUGACCUCUCUCUCACACUCCUUUACUCGUUCCUGUUUUCCUUUUAAACUUUUAUGUUUGCUGACCUCAGGGCGUAUAAUCCAGUGUGCCUUAGAAAUAACAACAAAAGCGCCUUUGCCCUGCCCUGCCCUGCCCUGCCCUGCCCUCUGCCCUGCUGCUGUGAGAGGCUGGUUGACUGCGAUGUAGAGCAGACCUCUAGGGUCCUGGAAAAGAAACACUUUUCCAGGGAUCUUAAAUGAGAAGCAACAAAGUGCCAAGGCUCAUGGUGUUCCUGGGCCCUCGACCCAGGAAGGCAUUUGUUCCUGGGUUUGUCUGUCUGUCUGUCGGUUAGUUGGUUGGUAUGGUUUGGUUUGGUUUAGUUUUUUGUUUGUCUGUUUUUAUUGGCUGCCUCAUAUAUUAAAAAUGAUUCUGAAAAUAAGUUGAAUAGGAGAAUAUAUAGAGAAACGUAACCCUGGAGCAAAGUAUCACCAUGAGAAAUGUGACAUUUCAAUCCAAGUGGUUUCAGCAAAGGACUUGGGCAGGGAGAAAAGUAUUCCUCUCUUUUCUCCUGUAACACCUCACUUCCUGUAACACCUCACUUCCUGUAACACCUCACUUCCUGUAACACCUCACUUCCUGUAACACCUCACUUCNUCCUGUAACACCUCACUUCCUGUAACACCUCACUUCCUGUAACACCUCACUUCCUGUAACACCUCACUUCCUGUAACACCUCACUUCUGAGGUGUGACUAAGCGGGUGUACAACUCUGUGGCAGAGGCAGGCUCAGUGCUUGCUGGACAGACGGACUGGAACUGUUAUCACUGUCUUAUUCUCCAAGGUUUCUUGUCUGUUGUAGUUUCACAGUUCCUUGCUCUGAGGUGGGAAAUGGAAGAGAGAAAGUGACUCCCAAAGGCAUUUCACAUCUGCUGCUCUCAGAAUUGAACGGUUGUUAGCUGAGUCCUGAUGUCCUGUGCAGAGUGGACCAAGGGGUGACUUAAAGCCACUCAACUCUUUGUCUGCACUUGGCUCCAACCACUUAUAUUUUAGAUAUACUACGUUGUCUUGGUUUUUGAUGUUUCUGGAGAAAUUGCUCAGAGCACAGGCUCUGAAGGCACGGACUCAGACUUUAACUUUUCUGUGUAGCUGCUGUGUGACAGAAGCCAAGUGCUGAGACGUCCCCACACUGCUCAUCUGAAAAACGAGAACAGUCGUGUCAGUCUGUGUCAUUGGGGUGAGGUUUAAACAGGAUUAUGGUGGAGAUGGUUCUGAUACACACAGAUCUUUAAUAAGUGGGGGUUCUGUAGAGCUCUGUAGUCUUAGCCCCGCAGGUACUCACAGGAAGAAUGAGAGAGAGGUUAAGGGGGGAGGGAGAGUAGGGGAGUAUGUAUGGAGUGUGACUGAUCUCCUGGGAUUAGAACCCCAACUUCCAGUUUACACUGACAGAGAAAGAGAAGCCACCUCUCAAGUGUUAUCCAUACCAUCAGGACUGAUCGUGUGUGAGACAGACUCCUUCCUUGCCUCAUAUGUUGUCCCAAGCCACUUACACCAAACCCGCUCCCUGGUGUAUUUGGAGGUGAAAGGAAGAAAAUGAUAGUUGGCUAAUGACAAUCCUGUAUGUCUGUAAUCUUUCCAAGCUUAUUUUUGUAUCACUGGUCCUUAGAGUGAAAAGAAUUGUCUACUUUUCUUUAAGGCAUCUUUGACUUGUCCUAAAUUGUAAAUGGGACUCACUGGCCUGAGUCUCUUCAUUUCAGGACGUAUUUCCAUGGCAGAUAUGUUCUUUAGGCUUUGGAACAUUCAUCUGUGAGAAAGAAUAACUGGCAUAUAGUUUACUGUAUCUCAUUUGAAGAGUUACUAAGUCUUCUUAUUUCCUUGCCAUUCUUUCAGCUGGCUCCCCAAAUAUGUCGUUGAUCUGAUCCCAUGACCUAUGUCAUCCCCGUCAUCUUUUUCAUCAUCUUCCUCCUAGUCUUCUUCUUCUGUCCUCCUCUCUCUUCUCCCUUUUUCCUUUUCCUUGCAUGUUUAGGUAGGUAUAUAGAUACUAAGAAAUAUAAAAGAAAACUCGAAAGCAUCCUUCUUCAUUUAUUUUAAGUAUUCCAGAGAAGCUGGGCUCAAAGACUAACGUUCUAAACGGGGCCCUGGUGUAUGAGAUUGCAUGCACCUAGCAUGUGCCCUCACUGUUGGCGUCUGAGAUUUUGACAUGAACUCAUUCACACUUGAGGCUUGCAUAUCCAUUAGGGCUGCACCCCCCCCCCCCAGUUUAGAAUUGAAUGUAACCAGAAGUGCUACCCUUGUCUGUAAUCACAGGAUUUGGGAAGUUGAGGCAGGAAGAUUUGCAUGAGUAGCAGGCCACCUGAGUUUCAUAGCCUCUCCAAAACCAAAAACAGGACCAGCAGGAAGGCUUAGUGAGUAAAUGCACAGGCUGCCAAACCUGGCCUGGUUUGUGCUCUGGGACCCACAUGGUAGAAGAGAACCAACUCCAAAGGCGUUUUCUUCAUUUUGCUGCUUGCUCUGCUACCAGUGGCUGGUACUAGGGCCUAGGGAUUGUAGUCUUGGUAACUCUUCCUCCUUUGAGCUAUUUCUCUAGCAGUUCCCCUCCAUUCAUAGUAAGCACACAUGGGACUAACUCUUUCUAGGUGAUUCUCUCAUGUGUGCACUCCUCACACACAUUGUGCUUCUUUCAUGUACCACUUAUUUUUCUUAUGCUCUCACUUAAUUCAGUGGAGUCCAGGGAGGUAUGUCUCUCAUCUCUUACCACUGAUGACUUUGUAAUUAUCAGCACUAGAGGCCUUCCGAGAGGGUUGCUUUCUCUUAUCCCCUUCCUUAGGACAAGUUUUUUAUUAGCCUCUAUGGUCAUUUCUCAACUAUAUUUUUUUUUCUUAAGUUUUGUCUUCUACCUACUUCAAGUCUUACAUCCUGUGUUAGUUGCUCUCCCAGCCUGUUGUUUCAGAGGUUGAUCUCAUCUAUGGUCCUCCAGGAUCCUCCAUCCUUAAUCCUUGUUCCUUCAUAAGGUUGCCACCCCAGCUCCUGAAGGAGUACACAAGGCGUUUCACAGUGAAGUGUCCCAAACCUUGCUUCUAUGUGUCUCAUCUGCUCUCCAGUAGAAAGACUAAUUGGUCCCACCAAAUCAGCAGAUUGAAGGCUCACCCGAUACUGUCCGUUUUUAGAAUAGUUAGCUCAAAAAUGUGAUAGGCUGGUGGUGGAAGUAUUCAGGGAAGGUCCUGGUUGAUUCGGUUUAGGACCUGAAGAACUGAGAUGGAGCAGCAGGAAAGGAACAGAUGAGGGACAGUACAUAGAAGCAUUAAAGGUUACAUAUAGAUGCCAGAUCUUUCCAAAGUGAACCAUAAAGUCAAACAUUUCCAGCAGUUACACCAACUGAUGUCAUGACGAAGAUAAGCAGAUAAUUCAUGUGGAGAGCAAAGGAUCAAAACUGGCUAGAGGUUGCUGAAGAUGAAGAAAGAUUCAGGGAAUUCGUCUGACAGUACACCAAAUUUUACUGCAGAAAUAGUGUCAGGUGCAGUACAGAAAUGGCUACAUCAGUGCCACCCAAACCAAAGGCCUUUGCUAAGCAGGUGAGUGACUUAGGUGAGAAGACUUUUUCUUUUAAGUAACUAGUAAGGGAUUAGUCGCUAGAAUGUAUAGAAAUUUCCUAUUUUGAAAAAUACAGAAGAGAGAAAGGCUUUCUCAUGAGGCUGGUAAACAGAUGUUCUGUGGUGAUGAGACGUGUGAGAUUCGGGUUCACAUCUAUGACAUUUGCAAGAGUGUGGCCCACAAUUUCAGAUAUGUAAGUAGUCACAUGCAUGUUACAUAUCAGUGCUGGAGAACAGUCACACACUUCGCAGUUGUGAACAAGGCCAGAACUCCAAGCAUGUUCAGCCAUGUCUUACAUUUUGGUCAUGGCAGUAUAAUCAGACCUGUAACAGGAAUAACUAAAGUUCUGUCCAUGGGAGAGUGGUUUUAUAAGAUACCAUGAUGCAGUAAAAUUGAGUGAACUACAGCCACACUUGGCAAUAAAGGUGAAUCACAGGAAAUAGGGGCAAAGCAAGUCUCUUGAGUCUACUUAAUGGCAUGAUGCUGUUUUCAUUGAGCUCAAAAGUAAAUGAGAUCAAAGAAUGUAUAUGAUAGUUACAUGUGUGAUAAAAACUUAAAAGGUCACAGAAAUCCCCAAAUUAAGUUUAGUGAUAGAUAGCCUUGUGGGGUGGGGGAUUAAAAGGUGCCAGAGAAGAGCACACAAGUGAAUUGUGAAUAGCUACUUUAGUUUUUAGGUGGGAGGGUUAUGGCUGUUGACUACAUACAGCAUUUUUGUACAUUUUAAAUAUGUGUAUUUAAUA
Molecule: messenger RNA, 8569 nt
Organism: Mus caroli (Ryukyu mouse)
Lineage: Eukaryota; Metazoa; Chordata; Mammalia; Rodentia; Muridae
Gene: Mtr
Product: 5-methyltetrahydrofolate-homocysteine methyltransferase
Biological process (GO): homocysteine metabolic process; tetrahydrofolate metabolic process
Cellular component (GO): cytosol
Molecular function (GO): zinc ion binding; methionine synthase activity; cobalamin binding
Source: RefSeq, a predicted model, not a curated record